AAAAAAAAAAAAAAAAACACCACCAUGACUUUCAACACCAUACUCUCGAGCAUCAUCCUCCAGCUCUGCCUGGCCUCUCUCGGUCUUGCCGCUCCCGUCUCGACCGAAGCGUUGGAGAACAGCUGGCAGUAUGGUACCGGCGGCGGUCUCAUUGGACUUGUUGUCCUCAUCCUGGAUAUUAUCGUGUUCGUCGAGGUCCUAAAGUCGAGCCGCUCGCCCGCCCAGAAACUCAUCUGGUGCCUCGUCGUCUUCCUCUUCCCCGUCAUCGGCAUGAUCAUCUACUAUCUCUUCUCGAACCGCUCCAACUACCAGCGCGGCUCAGGCUACGAGACCCUGGCGUAGUGGGUGGUGGCCAUAGGUGGUGGUAACGAUAACUUCCCCACCUUGACGAGACAUGAGAAACGAACAUACCGGAGUCCAGAAGGGGGUUGAAUCGGACUAUGUAGCACCUGGCCUGCAAGGUGUCGGGGCGGCAGUUUUCUCCGGUUCCCUUAUGAUCGGGGUCAAGAUCGAUGUAGAAGUACAUACGAUGUGAUGUUUUACAGCUCACGUUCCGUACCUUGCUCUAUUAGAAAUUCAAGGCAAAGUCGCUUACAUCUGAAA
This is a messenger RNA of Chaetomium fimeti, 603 nucleotides long. RefSeq lists its product as uncharacterized. The transcript is spliced from 2 exons. The record is from RefSeq and is a predicted model, not a curated record. The coding region runs from base 25 to 342 and encodes 105 amino acids. NCBI's taxonomy places the organism in Eukaryota, Fungi, Ascomycota, Sordariomycetes, Sordariales, Chaetomiaceae.